CGUGCUUCAGAAUCCAUACAUUUCGCCAUAAAUUCACUUUCUCGACUACUAAGGUCACGAAAAUCAUGCUUGAGAUCCACGAGCAUUUCCUACGAGUCCCCGCGCAAUCUGUUUUAAAGACUUUGCAGGUGUUUUGCCUGAGUCAAAAACUAUUCUGCAGCGAGAAUUUCAAGAAAAAAAUCAGCAAGGAAGCCGAACUCCUGUUGCAAGAAUGCCAGGGCCUAAAAGAGGAGGCAUUCUACAAGGAUGAUGUAUCCCACCUUAUGGGUAAUGAGCUACUCUGUGACCAUGUGGAAGAAAUUCCCAGUAAGCUCACUCAGGAUGCUUUGCUUAAACUAUCUCUUCUUGCUUGGCACUUUGACUCGAAUGGCUCUGUUUCCGAAGAGCUUCGUCAGUUCGUCGCCGAGCCCAAUGCCAUGUUUCACCAAGUUUGCAAGUUCAUCCGGAAUCAGUAUAACGCCAGGUCAGAGGGUUUUUUGUCAGUUGAAGAUUUCGAGAGAGAAAUGAUGCACUUGUUGACAUUCCUCGAAGCUGCUUUUACAACUGGAUGGAACGUGAUCUUCGUGAAACCAAACUACUCAGGUAUUUACACUGAGUAG
Molecule: messenger RNA, 599 nt
Organism: Aspergillus homomorphus CBS 101889
Lineage: Eukaryota; Fungi; Ascomycota; Eurotiomycetes; Eurotiales; Aspergillaceae
Exons: 2
Coding region: 66-599 (177 amino acids)
Source: RefSeq, a predicted model, not a curated record